UGCCGAUAGGGGCGCCGUUGAGCCAGUUACUGCCGAAGUCACUCUCGUUUUGACAUUUGUUGAAACUUUCGUCUUUCUGUCAGUAGACAUGUCAAAUAACAGCGCAAACAGCAGCUUGGUGGCUUUACAGAAAACCGUCAAACAGCUGCGACUCGAAGCAAGCAUCCGCAGGAUUAAGGUUUCUCAAGCUGCAGCCGACCUUAAAGCAUUCUGUAUUCAAAAUGCCAAUAGGGAUCCUUUACUUAUGGGAGUGCCAUCCAGUGACAACCCAUUCCGCCCCCCUAAAUCUUGUGCACUGUUCUGAGGAGGCAAGAUGAAGAGAGAUCAGGAGAAUCUUCUGAACAUUCCUUUUUUUACAUUUUUACACUAGAAGGCAGAAUUUUUUCCCAAGUCCUAUUUUCUUGGUGCUAUCUAUAGCACGGCUGAAUCACUACUUUAACACUACACGUGCAAGUUACACUAAAAUGUUUUAUUUGAAGUCACACACAUGUAAAAAUAUGAUUAAUGAAGAAAACCAUUUAAAUGUAUAUAACCUUAAUUAAGGUAAUGGCCAAACAAUAAUAAGCAUGGUAGUCCAACUUAGACACAGGGAGAGUUUAGAGUGCCCAGUUUGGUUCUUUUUGGGGUCUCGUUUUUUUAUGAAGUGACCACAAUUAUGCAACAGGUUUGCCAUGUCAAUAUAAAUAUCUUUCUUACACUGAAAUAUGUGGUCUUGUUUGUGAAGAAACACUGAAACACCUUGUUUUUGUACUGAUGCAGUUAGGCUUAUACAUGAACUGUUGUUACCAUGAAUCUUAUGUAAUUAAGAUAUUUAACUGUAUAACCAGUUAGCUGUAUUGAAGGAAAAAGAUAUCUUGAAUCUCAGGUUCUUUUUGAUAAAAGAUUAAUGCUGUCUUUCUGUUAUAUCUAAACACUGCUGAGGUACUUACAUUCAAAUGUAUUUUCUUGAUUCCCUAGGUAUAUGGUUUUGCAUCAUUUUGGAGUUUCUUAAAUGUUAGUGUUAACAUAAGAAAUAUAAUUAUACCUGUGUGUUUGUAUUUGUCGGUGAAAUGCGUUCGUGUUGUGUCUUUUCUGUUUGUACAAGAAAUCCAAAUGAUUAAAAGCAUACCAGCUGGUCUGUUUUUGCAUCUACUCUAA
Molecule: messenger RNA, 1137 nt
Organism: Misgurnus anguillicaudatus (oriental weatherfish)
Lineage: Eukaryota; Metazoa; Chordata; Actinopteri; Cypriniformes; Cobitidae
Product: guanine nucleotide-binding protein G(I)/G(S)/G(O) subunit gamma-5
Biological process (GO): G protein-coupled receptor signaling pathway
Cellular component (GO): heterotrimeric G-protein complex
Molecular function (GO): G-protein beta-subunit binding
Source: RefSeq, a predicted model, not a curated record